AUGGCAAAUAGUGGACAGGAUACAAAUGGGUCACAGUUCUUCAUCUGUUAUGGCAAACAACCUCACCUUGACAUGAAAUACACUGUGUUUGGAAAGUAUGUCACAAGUUGUUAAGUCUCAGUGCUACAUAACAUUAAAACCCUCCCCCAAGACGGGUAAAGCAAAGUGUUGCAAAUCAAUAAUUAUAAUAAUAUGAAUAUUAUCAGUGUCAAUCAUUAAAGGUAAAUAGCUACAUUUGUAAGGAGUUGAGCUGUAGCAUGUGAUUCUAUGUCAUACAUCUCGCAAAAGACAAAGGUCUUGCCUUGGUCUGUGGAGAUCAAGUUAGGUGUGAUCAAGGUAAUGCACUUAUUACUCAAGUGUAGGGGUCACUCCUGAAGGUUCUGUUGAUCUCUUCUAGUUAAUUUUCCUUCAAGUCUUGACCUGCAAGCACAUUGUGCAAACAAUCGGAAAUUUAAAUUUGAUGUAAGAAAUUUAACCAUAGUAGCUGAGUCAUGUCUGAGCACAAGUGUUCAGGUCAAGGCAUAAGUUACCGUUGUUGUUUAUAAUCUGCAGGGUCAUUGAUGGUCUGGAAACUCUUGACGAUUUAGAGAAACUGCCAGUGAAUGAGAAAACAUAUAGGCCACUCACAGAUGUUCGGAUAAAGAAUGUGACCAUCCAUGCCAAUCCUAUAGCAGAAAAAAGCUACUAA
Molecule: messenger RNA, 688 nt
Organism: Porites evermanni
Lineage: Eukaryota; Metazoa; Cnidaria; Anthozoa; Scleractinia; Poritidae
Source: the annotation of a GenBank genome assembly